This is a messenger RNA of Musca domestica (house fly), 5985 nucleotides long. RefSeq names its product mucin-5AC-like. Lineage: Eukaryota; Metazoa; Arthropoda; Insecta; Diptera; Muscidae. Bases 1749 to 3149 code for a protein of 466 amino acids. The record is from RefSeq and is a predicted model, not a curated record. The transcript is spliced from 7 exons.
AAAUGAAAACGGACAGUGUUUUGAAAAUACAAAAAUAAAAACAACAAAUUUAAUGAUAAAGUGAAUGAAUGUUUGGAAGAAAUUAAUUUAAAAAAAUAAUAAAAUAUUUAAUUCAUAAAAAAUCAAAAAAGACCUCCAGACCCCCUUGCGAAGUAAAAAGUAAUAUUGUUCUGGCCGUUUUAUAAUUUGUGUCAUUCGUGAAAAUCGUGUAACAUAACGAGAAAGAAUGAAGCUUGAAACCUGAUGUUAAAUCCCCCAGCGUUUAGAAGAGUUCGUUGUUCGGAAAUUGCGAACCUAGAGAAAAAAAAAAAAAAAAAAAAAAAACGAAUGCCUUCCUAAAAUUUCUCGUGCCUAAAGAGGCCAAUAACACUUAGGCCGAUUGCUGUCGCACUGGUGUGAAUCAUUUGAAGUGAAUAUUAACAAAAACAACAACAACAACAACAAAGAAAAAGUUGGCUAAUUUUUCCUACAGGUCCCGCUUGUUUUGCUCCAGUUUGUUUUUUUUAAUGAAUUAUAAUAUUUUUUGGUGUUGUUGCUCCUUUGCUAUAAAUUCAAAUACAUAAAUUAUGAAUAAGAAACCAGCUCCCAAAUAAGUGCGUGUUCAGAUCACAUUUGUUAGUGGCAAAACAGUGAAUACGAAAAAAAAAAUACUACCACGUGUUGUUUUGUGGACGUCAGUCAUUUGUUUGAGUGACAGCCUUUUUUAGUCCCUACCCUCAGACUAACCAACAAACUACUAACUAAAGUUGACAACAACAGCAACUAACGAAAAAAACAAAAACUUUUGCCAAAGUUGAUUGCUUUUAACAGGAAUGAAUUGAAAUCCCACGGGGGUACCCUCCAACACUACUCAACCCUCCUCCACCAUCAACUAACCACAUUUGGCCAUUUGACAUGAAAUUGGGGGGAAAAUAAAACUAAACUUAAGUGCGGUUUUUAGCGAGCACCAAUUCGUACGUACGUUCGCUCUUUUAUUGUUGGCGCUGUCAUUUUAUCGCUUUAUUAUAAAUUACCCUCUGUCGCUUUUGCCGCGUCUUCCAUGGCAUGUGAACGUCAUACAUUGACAGACGCCACUGUCAUAUGGUGGUAAAGCCACUGGCAACGCCAUUCAUUGUACGUUGGGUGUUACAAAUUACAACAAAUUUGUUUUCGUUACGAAAAAAUAAAACAUAUUCCAGUUUUGUGACAUACACCCUCACAGCUGUGAACUUUACACAAUGCAACAACAACAAGCUACUGCUGCUGCUGCCCAGCCGGAAAGAGACCAACUCAAACAGAUAAAUGCAAUUUUGUAAAGUUUUUUUCUCAUCAUUGUUGCAUUUCCAUUAACGUUCUGACAUUGACAAUUUCGUUUUGUCUGUUUCCAUCUAUGAUGACUGCCUGCCCUGCUGACUGGCUAACUGACUGACUGGCUGUCUUUGACACUUGGCAACUAACAACUAAGUAAUUCAUGCAUUUCAAAGUAGCGGAAAAAAGUGAAACACAUAAAGUAGUGAAGUCGAAAAAAAUUGGAACGAAGAAAAAACUAAAGCACAAAAAAAAAAGCAUUAAAACAAGCAUAACGAACGAAAAAUUGCACAGAAAAGUUUUGUGAACGCGGUUGAAAGUUAUUAAUAACAGAAACAGAAACUUACAAGUUUCCGUGGAACAAAACAAAAACAACAACAACAGCAAAAACCUUUAGCUAAAAAUUGCAAACUACAAAACAAGAAAUAGGAGAAAGCAAGGAAAAAAAAAGGAAAAUAAAAAUGGCAAACUCCAAGGAACGAAACAGCUCCAACUGCAGCAAUACAACAGUAGCAACAACAACAAAUACUACUCUGGCUAUUAGCAACAAAAGCAGUGGCAAAAACUUUAGAGAAAGUAGAAUCUCCUUCAAUGGCAAACCACAAAGAGCCAAUAGCAGUCUCAGACCCUGUCCGCCCCAAAAACAUGCGAUAAGGAAUGGCUGCAGUCAAAAUGGCCCAGCGCUGCCUAUGCCUAGAAAGGGCAGUGGCAGUGAUAUUAUUAGUUUUAUAACAAACAGUAUUACAACAAUGGCAACAGCAACAGCUACAACAACUGCAUCCAGCACAACAAUUCCAAAUAGUUCCGCACUUGGGACUAUCGAGUCUAGAAUGCCAUCGUCGUCAUCAUCAUCAUCGUCAUCAUCACCAUCAUUUGUGGAUGACUUUCGUGUCAACAGUGCAACUUCAAGUAGCGCCAAAGUUCCGACCACCAACACCAGCAACACCCAGACUAUCAAAGCUACCACUGAUUCAUUAUUGGCUGCAACAGCUACGGCUACUAAUUCUGAUACUGCCAAUAACACUGCAACUGAAACUCUAACUGCCUCAGCUACUUCGCGUAUGACUUUUUCAACUUCGGCUGCUUCGUCAUCAUCAGUGCCCUCAUCAUCAUCGCCAUCAUUAUUAUCAACAUUGCCAGCAUCGAGAAUCGCAAUAAGAAGAAGAAGACGAGCAACAAUAUCAUCAUCAUCGGCAGCGAUUUGUGGCGGCACCAAGCACAACUUUCUGCCCACCAUUUCGCUCAAAUCGUAUUUUUUCUUGUGGCAUUUCUUUUGUAUAUUGGCACCGUGUCUAUCACUAUCGAUGACAGAGGUCCGCAUACCCAAACACAUAAUGCGUCACGAGGAUGCAGCGCUGGGCUGUAAAUACGAUUUGGAUGGCGAAUCUUUGUAUUCGGUGAAAUGGUACAAGGAUGGCUUUGAAUUCUAUCGCUAUGUACCGAGAGAUAUGCCGCCUGGACAGGUGUUUCCGUUGCCGGGUGUUGAUGUCGAUCUACAAAAUUCCACAGACAAUGUGGUGGUAUUGCGUCGUGUCACGUUACAGUCAACAGGUCGUUACCGCUGUGAAGUAUCCGGUGAAGCGCCAUCAUUUCAAACUGUUUCCGGCCAUGAGGAUAUGAUUGUAGUUGUUACACCAUUGGCCGGACCACAAAUUACUGGCGGUAAACCACGUUAUCAAAUUGGCGAUCUGGUGAGCGUAAAUUGUACAUCAGCACCAUCAAAACCCAUCUGUCAUCUAAGUUGGUUGAUUAACGGUAACCAUGCGAAUCGUUCGUUCCUGCGCUAUUACGAGCCGAAAGUUGUCGGACGUGAGGGUCUGGAAGUGGCCACACUGGGAUUGGAGUUUCGUGUACGUGGGUGACAUUUUAAGCAUGGCGACAUGAAGCUAAAGUGUGUCGCCAAAAUUUCUUCCGUCUAUUGGCAGAGUAACGAGGAAAGUGUUGAAAGUGAUAAGCAUCAGAGAAUACCAGUAUUAGAGUCCAGGGAAACAGUUGUUCCGAAAUCCAGAUUAUUGGAUAAAUCAGUAGAAGAAACCCCAAAAGGUGCCACAGUAACUUCCCCAAAUUCAGCAUCAAUUGCAUGUUCAUCUGCCCCUCUCAGCAUUCUAUUACUAUUAACAGUCCAGCUUGUGACCAGAUUCGGUUUAAGCCAUAGUUAACAAAUUUGUAAACAAUUUGUCUAAUUUUUAAAAUAUUAAAUUACAUUGUAAAUAGAAAUCGUAAAUGAGUUUUCCAUAAAAAAAUCUGGGACAUUGCAGAGAAGUAUGGCUUCAAACCAACAAAAUUUUAACUUGUAUUAAAAAAUUCAGUUAUAACCCUUAAAAUUAUUAUAGUGUACUAAAUGAAUUAUAAUUGGUAAAGGAUCUUAAGUGUAGACUGUGUUAAAAUAUUUUUUUUUUUUAAUUAAAAGGUGGAUAGCAAAGUUUUCCUUGACCUCCGUUCAAGGAUUUUGAAACUAAAUAUGUGGACAAUUUGUUAAGGCUGUUAGAAAUCUAAAUGUGAAAUUUUAAGAAGCUUUUAGACAUUUUUGAGUUUGUAUUCAAAUCAAAAUUUUUGUAUAGCCCCUACAUACAUCUAACAAUAUUCGGUAUUUUGAUAAUUUCAGCAAAAUUAUUUGCAGAAUUAUUUCAACUUUCGUAUUUGAAGUUCGUAUUGGGUAAUACAGCUUAUGACAAAAAUUGUUGUUAGCAGGCCCACGUCUUCGUAUAGCCCAUAUAUAACGGUAGCCCCCGAUAUUCGGUAUUUUGAUGAUUUCAGCCAAAUUAUUCACCGGAAUCGUUUCAAAUUUCGUAUUGGGAGGUCUUAAUGGUUACUACAACCUGUGGAAAAAAAUUUCGUAUGCAGGUCUACCUCUUCGUAUAGCCCCUAUAUAACGGUACCUCCCGAUAUUCGGUAUUUUCAUGAUUUUAGCGAAAUUAUUUACCGAAAUUAUUUCAACUUUCGUAUUUGAAGUUCGAGAUGGGUGCAACAGACAAGUUUCGUAUUUAAAGUUCGUAAUGGGUACUACAGCCUAUGAGAAAAAAUCGUAUGUGAAUAUUGUAAUGGCUUAUGACAAAAGUCGCCUAUACAGGCCCACGUCGGCUAUAUUCGGUAUAUUUAAGAUUUUAACAAAAAUUUUAACGGAUUUUAUUUAUUGAUUUAUUUAUUUUUUUAAUUGCCAAAUUCAUUCCAAAUGCUGGAGGGUAUUCAAAGAUCGGCCCUGCCGAACUUACAGCUUUUUUACUUGUUUAUGCUGAUUUCGUUGACGAAUAAAGCCAAAUAUCCUAGACAAGCACAUUUGGGGAGGGGCCUCUUGCAUUUGGAAAUGAUCCCAAAAUAUUUAGGGGUUCAAAUGAAUAAACAACAGAAAAAAAUCCUGAUCUCACAAUUUAAACUAAUCGUCAGGAAGUUUGCAUGAGAAGAGAGUUAGGGACAUGGAAAAUGUCGAGCAUUUUGGAUGACCAUUGGACUAUAUUUAACAACAACAACAACAACUAACAGAGAGUCCCUGGUCAAAAUCCUAAGGGUAUUAUCUGGGCAGUGCUUCAUGACGUUAUAUCAAAGGCGAAAUCUUCCAAAAUGGAUUUGGACAUAAGGGAGUUUCUACCCUUUAUUGUAGUGUUGUAGGCUAUCAAAUGAUUGACCGCGCACGACUAUAGCCUUUGCUUACAAAAGAGUAUUUUAUAGAAUAAUAUUAUAACUGCAUAUUUAACAGACUUUUACUGAUGGAAAAUAUUAACUUGGUCCUUUUAAAUUAAAGUUUAUUUUAAAGUACAAAGUAGAAAGUAGGAAGAUUAUCCAUGUUUUCAUUAUUUAAAAAAUUGUUUGACUUUUUAUAAAUUUUUCCUUUGAUGAGCUUACCAAACAAUUUUCAUCAUAUUCAUACUCUAUUUAUCAUUCAUUGAAAUAUAUUGACGCCCCAUUAUCCUAGUGAUGUUCUGUCCAAAAAUUUAAUUACAGAAAACAUUAGGAAUUUUCCUUUAUGUUAUUUGCUCCAUUAUCAAUCAAUGGAAAUCAUAUGGAAGCCAUACAAAUCUCUGCAUCGGUAAUCACCCACUCGAAAUAAGUAAAAUAGUCAUUUUGUGUUAGAAAUGCAGUCGAACAUGGCUAUAAAUAAUUACGGAUUCUUUAAUUUAUCAUUUUAAUGCAAAUUUUCAAUAUCUUGAUUUAAUUUUUCUUUUAAACAAUACCAUCCUUUAUAACCAUGUUCGACUGUACCUAAAUCUAUAGACCCGAAGUAACUACACCACACAAAAGAAAACAACAUAAACUAUCUUGUCGCAAAGAUAUUUUUUGAGAACUUCUAUUACUAAACGCAUGCGAAGAAUGUAACAAAAAUAUGCAUUCGACGACACAAAGAACCGUAACAACAAAGAAUUCUAGGAAAAAAAUACUUUAGAUAAUAACUACAAAACACACAAAAUGUCAUUCAGAUGAAUGAAAACAUUUUAUAAAUAGUAAAUUUUAAGCUUUAAAUAUGAUAUAAGAUAAAGAAGACGAAGAAGCAAAAGGAGAAACCAUAAAAUCGAAACAUAAAAAUUCAUGGAAAAAUUACAACAAGAGCAAAAGAAAACCUGUCAAGUUAUUUAGGCUAAUAUUAGAAUAUUCUAACUCAAUGACCGGUAAGAUACACACACUCAUACACACAAUGGAAAUAAGAAUGCCAGCCAAGAGAAUAAACUGGUUCCUAGAAAGUAAAUUACAAAUAAUAAUAAAAAA